AUGAUUUUCCUAGCAUUGUUAUGGCUGUUGCCGGUCUAUGCUGCGGAAUGCACACCGCAGACCAAGUCCAUCCGGCGAGAAUGGGGCUCACUUUCUCGACACGAGCGUCUCGACUAUAUCAACGCGAUCAAAUGCAUGCAACAGAGACCGCCGCACUUGUCCUCGGAGGAAUAUCCAGCCGUGCGGCAUCGCAUGGACGAUUUUACCGCUACGCAUGUCAACUACGCCACGCAGAUUCACACCAACGGCGCUCUAGUAGGCUGGCACCGUGAGUUCCUCUGGUUGUGGGAGCAAGCCCUCCGAGACGAAUGUGGAUAUCGAGGAGCCGUACCCUACUGGAACUGGUCCCUCUACCCUGAUCUGGCCAGCAGCCCGCUGUUCGACGGUUCGCCUACCUCCUUCUCUGGCGAUGGCGACCCGAACGCCAACUACUGCGUGACCAACGGCCCCUUCGUCUCCAUGCAGACCCAUUUCUCCGACGGUAGCGGCGUCUCCUACGGACGGCCCGCCAACAAAUUCGACUACACGCCCCACUGUCUGCGCCGGCGACUCAACUCCACCAUGACCAGCGUCUACAGCAACGCAGACGCAGUCGCGCAGCUCCUCGCCUCUCCGGACAUCAUCGCCUACCAGGAGCGCAACGAUUACUACAUGGACCCAGUCAAGCGCGAGGAGACACUUGGUCUUCACCCAGCUGGCCACCGGGCCGUUGGGCUGACGAUGGCUGAUUUCUUCUCGUCGCCCCAGGAUCCCGUCUUCAUGCUGCACCAUGCGAUGCUCGAUCGGGUGUGGGCCAUAUGGCAAGCCCAGGACGGAGGCAAGCAGCGGUGGGCUAUCAAUGGAACCAUGAGUUUUUAUAAUGAGCCCACCACGCCUGAAAUUACCCUGGACACGGUUUUUGAAUUUGGGACGUUGGGGAAAAGCAAGCCGCUGCGCGAAUUGAUGGAUCCAGAGGCGUAUAGUUAUUGUUAUGGUUAUGAAUAG
This is a messenger RNA of Aspergillus clavatus NRRL 1, 984 nucleotides long. Its product is annotated as tyrosinase family protein. The record is from RefSeq and is a predicted model, not a curated record. Bases 1 to 984 code for a protein of 327 amino acids. Lineage: Eukaryota; Fungi; Ascomycota; Eurotiomycetes; Eurotiales; Aspergillaceae. Gene Ontology annotation, molecular function: oxidoreductase activity. The transcript has 4 exons.